This is a messenger RNA of Blastomyces gilchristii SLH14081, 1380 nucleotides long. RefSeq names its product serine palmitoyltransferase. Gene Ontology annotation, cellular component: serine palmitoyltransferase complex. Gene Ontology annotation, biological process: ceramide biosynthetic process; sphingosine biosynthetic process. NCBI's taxonomy places the organism in Eukaryota, Fungi, Ascomycota, Eurotiomycetes, Onygenales, Ajellomycetaceae. Bases 1 to 1380 code for a protein of 459 amino acids. Gene Ontology annotation, molecular function: pyridoxal phosphate binding; serine C-palmitoyltransferase activity. The transcript is spliced from 2 exons. The record is from RefSeq and is a predicted model, not a curated record.
AUGCCUCGUCGACCUAACAAUCCUUUCACCAACAACUCCCCUUCUUCGCCGCCGUCCUUUUCGUCCGCGAACGAAAAGGGCGGCAUUCCUACUAACCAGGCACGGUCUUCCUCUGCGAAACCUAACCGAUUGAGCCAGCUCUUUUCAACUUCGCCCAAGGGUAGAAUAGAAGCCCAGACGGCUGCUCAAGCCGCGCUCAUUGCUGCAAGCGGAGGCUCCCUCAACAAUCCGAACACUCCUCAGAUUAGUUCGCCGUCGCUGUCCCUACCCACUAUCUCUCUUUCCACCGCAACUGCGGACAGUACCAACAUGGACGUGCCUCCAACCACUCUCUUUCAACCCCCAUCGGCGGGGGAAUCCCGUCGCCUAGCUAGGCAACACGCUCAAUUUGGCCCUAUCGGACACCCUAGUCACCGAUAUACCUCGAAGCACCAAGGGGGUGAAUUCCCUGAACCUAUUAUGGAUGAGCCGCCGUACUACUAUCUUUUUACCACCUACAUCAGUUACCUAAUCCUAAUAGCUUUUGGCCACGUGCGCGAUUUUUUUGGGAAACGAUUCAGAGAAGAAAACUAUAGACAUCUCAAACCUAGGAACGGAUACGGCGCGUUAAACAGUGAUUUUGACAACUUCUACAUCCGCCGCCUCAAGCUGCGUAUUAAUGAUUGUUUCGAGCGGCCGGUAACUGGGGUCCCUGGAAGAUAUAUCACGUUAAUCGAUCGGACCAGCGAUGACCACAAUCGCCACUUUCGCCUUACUGGCACUUACACCGACACUUUGAAUAUGAGCUCAUAUAACUACCUUGGUUUUGCACAAUCAGAGGGCCCCUGCGCCGACGCAGUUGAGGAAACUAUUAAACGAUACGGUAUCAGCUCCGUUGGCACCAGGGCGGAUGCCGGCACCCAGGACAUCCAUGUCGAAGCGGAAGACCUUGUUGCCAAUUUUGUGGGGAAGGAGGCUUCCAUGGUGUUUUCCAUGGGCUUCGGGACGAAUGCUAGUGUUUUUUCAGCUCUAGUUUCAAAGGGAUGCCUGAUCAUUUCCGAUGAAUUGAAUCACGCGUCAAUCCGUUUUGGUGCGCGUUUAUCGGGUGCGUCCAUCGAAAUCUUCAAACAUAACGAUGUGAAGGCGCUGGAGAAGAAAUUACGAGAGGUCAUUUCCCAAGGUCAGCCGCGUACGCAUCGCCCGUGGAAGAAGAUCCUCGUUGUUGUUGAAGGGCUUUAUUCCAUGGAGGGGACCAUGUGCAACCUUCCCGGCAUACUUGCGUUAAAGAAGAAAUACAAGUUCAACCUUUUUAUCGAUGAAGCGCACUCAAUUGGUGCAAUCGGACCUAGAGGAAGGGGUGUUUGCGAUUACUUUGGCGUCGAUACGAAAGAUUCAUUAUGA